Molecule: messenger RNA, 2212 nt
Organism: Haliotis rufescens (red abalone)
Lineage: Eukaryota; Metazoa; Mollusca; Gastropoda; Lepetellida; Haliotidae
Product: sec1 family domain-containing protein 2-like
Exons: 16
Coding region: 123-2150 (675 amino acids)
Biological process (GO): vesicle-mediated transport; intracellular protein transport
Source: RefSeq, a predicted model, not a curated record
GAGAAGCCGACGUUCUCCGAGUGUGCACAAGUAGGGGCAGAUAACUCUAAUUUCUAUUUCCUACUGUUGAUGUGUAAAGUGCAGUGUUUCGGUAUGAGUAAUUGAACACUCAUCUGAUAAAGAUGAAGACAACGUGGCAGUGUUCAAAGGCAUUAUGGGAAGAAGUAACAUUGAAGGUGAACAGGUCGGUGGUGUACGUGGAUGACGCAUGUGCCGAGCUGCUACACUGGCAGGGCGGUAUGGCUCGCCUCCUGGAGGCCGGAGCUGUGGAUGUACGAGAGUUCUCUUCCUUUGAGAAGGCAGAUCCUAAUCAGAAGAAGGCAGUAUUCAUUGUCAGCUCCAUGUUGCGAGACUCCGUGACUCGGGACGUGUUGAAGGAUGUGGUAGAACAGAGCAGCUUCCAGUAUGCUGUUGUCAUCUCCACUGUCAGCAGCAGUGUGCAUGCCUUUGACCGCACAGGAAGUGCCGAGGUGGAUGACAAGCAAGACUUUGAUGAAAUGGAAGAUCUCCUGCUUCAGUGGAUGGGAAACAUGAAUUACACAGCGGAAAUAUUUCACUUCCCUCUGUUCACCGCCGACAUCUGUCCAGGGAUGUUCGUCACGCCAGCGUUCUCACGAGUGUUUCCAAUGCUUGACACAGAUGUACAACAUGUACAGCUACAGUACAACUCUGCUCACAAGGUCAAGGGAGACAAGGCAUCGUUUACCUCGCUGUCUGAAAUUGAAUGUCAUCAUCUACCCAAAGCGUUACAGAAUACUUUCAAGAGACUUGCGUGCUGCUUCCAUGCCUUACUGAGUGACCUCGGGGUCAGGGAGGACCUGUACAGUGUGGGUCACACGAGUCGACUACUUGCCACAGAGAUCGAGAACUACCCACCUGCCAAGAUUAGAAGAAAGAAUGUCUCCAACAGAGCCUCGUUAGUCCUGAUUGACCGCACACUUGACCUGGCAUCACCUGCUGGCCACCAGCUGGACACUCUACUGGACAAGAUCACAAGUGUCCUGCCGUCUCUGCCUCGUCACAACGCUGAUGUCCUGGUCGACAUGUCCGGACUCUGCUCCAUUUCUCAGGAUGCUAAGAGUGUCAUUGUCCCAGGGAGUCUUGCAUCGGGCAACUUCUCAACUCAACCUACACAUCUGCAGAAUCUGGUGUAUGGUAAACACAAGGAAUGUCUAAUGGCUGUAAAUCGACGGCUGGUUGAAGCUGCUUCUAGUGAGAAACUUCCAGUCAACUUGGCAGGCAAACCAGGACGAGUGACUCCAGAGCAGCUAGACACCACACUCAGCCUAUUCAAAGGCAACUAUGCUGCCAUUAAGUCUCAUCUGGAUACUCUCCAGGUUGCCAUGGCAACAUCACAGGCUUUGAAACAUCAGGAUAUUGGUCGCAAUGACAACCUAUUAAGCACAGAAAAGAAUCUUGUCCAACUUGUAGGAGAUGAUAGCUCUGCUGGGGGUCUGUCCCAUAUUCUGACCUUGCUGAAAGGUCAACUACAGCUUCCAGCCAAUCAGAGAUCCCAUAGCCUGGACGAUGUGUUGAUGGUGCUGACGUUCCUGUACUCGCUGUCGGGGGGAGACUGUGGGGAGGAAGAACUGGAAGUACAGGACCUGCUGGUGGAUGCUGUUUUAGCUGAGAAGUCUGACUUACCACCUGUGAUACAUGCAAUUGUGGGAGAUGCUGUGAGUGGCAGCAUAGUAAGAGACCUGAUGGAGGACGUCUGGAGCAAACUGGGGGCUGUCGCGGCCGCUCGGGAAGACCUUAAGAACUUCCAAUCCAUCUUGGAGCCCACCAGUGCCAUCAGUCCUGCCAGUAUGAAGCCGCUGCUCAAGAUAAUCGUUGAACAGAUCUUCAGCCCCGACAAACCCGAGCUUGUGGAUCUAGAGUUUAAAUCAAGUGGACUCAAAGACUUCUUGAAAUCAGGAUUUGGAUUGUUCAUGAAUGUAAGCAAGCCCCGCCCCAGUGAUCACCCCCUGCUUCUGGUAUUUGUGGUGGGUGGGGUGACAGCGACAGAGGUGAAGCAGGUCAGAGAUGUGAUGGACAAGAUGAAGCUUGAUAAACAGGUUAUCAUUGGUAGCACAAAACUGCUAAGAGGAAAUGAUGUGCUCCAGUCCAUAUUCUGCCAGAACAACGUGGACCCAGAUUCUGUUCUGUAGUCAUGGUGUAGAUCUGUUUUCUGUAUAAAGGGAAAGGAGGCAAUAAAACUUGUUUUCAUGUA